This is a messenger RNA of Amblyraja radiata (thorny skate), 5151 nucleotides long. RefSeq names its product protein 4.1-like. Gene Ontology annotation, molecular function: structural molecule activity; actin binding. Bases 287 to 3484 code for a protein of 1065 amino acids. Gene Ontology annotation, biological process: cortical actin cytoskeleton organization; actomyosin structure organization. The record is from RefSeq and is a predicted model, not a curated record. The transcript is spliced from 23 exons. Gene Ontology annotation, cellular component: cytoskeleton; plasma membrane. Lineage: Eukaryota; Metazoa; Chordata; Chondrichthyes; Rajiformes; Rajidae.
AUAGUAAAUAGUAUUGCAGUAACCUCAAAUGCCUCAAUAGACAUGUCAGAUGUAUUAAGGCAUGUACUCCCUACACACAGUGAUUAAAAUAUCUAAGGUAACUGGAAAGAGGAGUGGACCCGAACAGUGACACCUGGCGUGAGAGGUGCUGGAAUAUUUCCUUGCUACGUUUCCGAGUUGUUGACAUGCCUUGAUUCAGGGUGUUCACUGUUGCGCUGUUUGCUAUUGCUUUGGCACGCUCCAUGCCAUUCUGUCUUUUACUCGGCGAUUGGAUACAAGGCUCAUCAUGACAACAGAAAUUAGCUUGAGUGCUGCCACAGGAAAUCCACAGCAGCCAAGUUCUGAACAAGAGCCUCCCAAGUUUGACAAACCGGAAAGUCAGCCAAAGGAGAAUCAGCAGUUGGAAGAGGUGGUGGACAAGCAAGCGGGUGGAGACCAGAACACGCCAACAACACCAGUCAAUGGUAUUCCAACCAACAAAGAGGAGGCAGCGAAGGAGCAGUCAUCCGGUAGUAAAGGCUUGUCUCGUUUCUUGCCUGGCUGGUUUAAAAGACCCAAGUCUCAGAUUUCAGAAGAGGAAAGUGGAAAGGAGGUUGGUGUCGCUUCUGAACCCAGCAACGCAAUACCAGAGCAACCACUAGAUUCGAUAAAGCAAACAGAAGAAGGCGAAUUAGUUGAGCAAGGAGCACCUAUCGCAGAUCAGGAGCUGGAUGAUAACAUUGACGAAGAAGCAACAUUAGAUUUGCAUUCUGUUAGCAGUGCUGAAACUCAGCCAGCCCAAGAGGAAAAAGAAGAUAUUGGCCCAGAAAAGGAUUCUGAAGUUAAGGAUGAAGUAAAGCUAGAUGUUACUGAGGAAAAAACUGAAAGUACAGAGUUAAAAACCAGUAAGGAUUUAAAACCACCACUCAAGGUUGCCAAAAAAUCAAAAACCAUGCAUUGUAAGGUGACUCUUUUGGAUGAAACUGAAUUUCAGUGUGAUGUUGAGAGACAUUCCAAGGGGCAUGAGCUGUUCACUAAAGUGUGUCAACAUCUUAAUCUUCUGGAGAAGGACUAUUUUGGACUGGCCUUUUGGGAUUCAACAAAUCAGAGAAGUUGGCUGGAUCUUACCAAAGAGAUUAAGAAGCAAAUGCAGGGUGGUCCAUGGGAUUUUACUUUCAAUGUGAAGUUUUACCCUCCAGACCCUGCACAGCUGACUGAAGAUAUAACAAGAUAUUACUUAUGUCUUCAGCUGCGUCAGGACAUAAUUACUGGAUGUUUGCCUUGUUCAUUUGUUACUCUUGCCCUUUUGGGAUCGUAUACAGUUCAGUCAGAGCUGGGCGAAUAUGAUCCAGAGCUACAUGGAACAGAUUAUCUCACAGAGUUAAGGUUGGCUCCAAAUCAAACAAAAGAACUGGAAGAAAAAAUAAAGGAGCUUCAUAAAACCCACAGGGCCAUGACACCUGCACAAGCAGAUCUGCAAUUCUUGGAGAAUGCUAAGAAGCUUUCAAUGUAUGGUGUAGAUUUUCAUCCUGCAAAGGACUUGGAAGGAGUGGACAUCAUGCUUGGGGUAUCUUCUGGUGGCCUCCUUGUGUACAAAGACCGACUCCGAAUAAAUCGCUUUGCCUGGCCUAAGGUUCUGAAAAUUUCAUAUAAACGCAGCAGUUUCUUUGUUAAAAUUCGUCCGGGAGAGGAUCAGUGUGAAAGUACUAUUGGGUUUAAGCUGGCCAAUUACCGUGCUGCCAAAAAAUUGUGGAAAGUAUGCGUGGAAAAUCAUGCAUUUUUCAGUAGGCUAACAACUCCAGAAUCCUCGGCAAAAAGCAAGUUCUUGUCCCUGGGUUCCAAAUUUCGUUACAGCGGUCGAACACAAGCGCAGACCAGGGAAGCAAGUGCCCUAAUUGACAGACCAGCUCCCCGUUUUGAACGUACUGCAAGCAAGCGGGCAUCCAGAAGCCUUGAUGGAGCUGCAGUAGUUGUGACUCCGGACAGAAGUCCAAGACCAGUUACCACUUCUGUGCCAACAAUAUCUCAGAGUCAUUCGGUGGAAGUCAGUAGCCCCCCCACAAUUGAUACAACAAGAGUGACUGAAUCGAAUGCAGUUGAACAGGAAGCAAAGGGUAAAAUAAAACAAGAAGAACGUCUGGUCGACAGAAGAUCUGAACCAGCCCAAGAAGUCAAGGCCCCUGCGCAGCAAACUGAAACCACUCCAAUUCCUACCACAGCAAAUGAUAAAUUACAGCAAAAGCCUGAAGGAGAAGAAGUCGUUAAAAUGCGCAAGAAGAGAUCAAAGAAAAUUGAGGGUGAAAACAUUUAUGUCAGGCAUAGCAAUUUAAUGUUGGAGGAUCUCGACAAAACCCAGGAUGAAAUAAUGAAACAUCAUGCUAGUAUCAGUGAACUAAAGCGGAACUUUAUGGAGUCUGUACCUGAACCUCGCCCCAGUGAAUGGGAUAAACGCCUCUCGGCACACUCGCCUUUUAGGACCAUGAAUGUCAACGGACCAAUUCAAGCCGGCACAGAAGAAAAAUUAAUAGAAGGCCUAUAUGGACAUUUGCGUGCCAAUGAAAAGCCAGCAGUAUUCCAGGCAACCUGCUUCUUUUAUGCAACACCAGAAAAGACUGCCAGGGAAGGACAAGUGCAGACUCCAAAUAAAACUGCUUUGCCUUCCUCUAUUUUACAUGCUCAGAAUAUGGAUGACGACCUGAAAUCAGAAUUUGAAGAGCUGUCAGAGUGUGUAAAGAUUGAUCACAAGGCAGAAAUAGAGGGACUGAAGCUUGAGAAUGGCUUCAGCAUGAGACAAGUGACUGGCCCGUUGGAGUCUCCACUGAGACAUGACUCUGACCCUUCCUUUCUGAGUAACAGCAAGGAGGAGGAAGAAUUCUGCCUCCUUCAGAACAAGGAGCUGAAGUGGCAGAGCAGGGCAGAUAUAGGCCUGGACAUGCAGCCUGAGGUUUCAGAGGAGAUUGAAGCAAAGGCCCUCAUGAGCUCUGCUUCUCCUCAACUAAACCACCAUCUGAAGGAAGGUGAACAGAAAGAACGACCUUUAAAGAUAAAUGCCUUUCAUUACAAUGAACCUCCUCGGCUAAUCCGCUGCUUUCAGCCGCCACUUGUGAAGACUCAAACUGUGACCAUCCCUGACGUGCCACCCUCUGAAAAUGAAAUUGCAACCAAUGAAGUUCCUGUUGUUCACACAGAAACAAAGACCAUCACCUAUGAAGCAGCACAGACAGGUGAUUGUAAUAGUGAUGGUGAGCCUGGGGUAUUGAUGACUGCUCAAACUAUCACAGCUGAGACUGUGUCCACCACCACAACCACACAGAUCACAAAGAUUAUUAAAGGAGGAAUUUCAGAAACCAGAAUUGAGAAACGAAUUGUAAUCACAGGAGAUGCAAAUGUUGACCAUGAUCAGGCUUUGGCACAAGCCAUCAAAGAAGCCAAAGAGCAACAUCCGGAUAUGUCUGUGACCAAGGUGGUGGUGCAUCAGGAAACAGAGAUAGCUGAGAAGGAAUAAAACCCAGCGGUAAAGAAAAUACUGCGGGGAGCAUCUUUCCAAGUACUGCUACUUGGCCAUUCAUUAGAAGAUUUUUAUACCUCUUUUUAGGAUCUGCUCACUGCCAUUUGUGUUUGCUUUGCAGCCCUUCAAUAAUUACCAACUAGACAAAGAACCUAUGACUAGAAGGGAUAUCUAAGCCAAGGAAUAAUCCUGGACUUUUUUUGUUUUUUAUUAUUACAUGGAAACAUCCUAUUUGAUACAGUUUUAGAUCCAUAGAUUUUUACAUAUUUCAGAACCUAAAAACACAGAUUGGGGGGGGGGGGGGUGCUUUGUAUUUGGGGGGGUUGUGGGAUCCCACAGCCUGUUUUAGUGCAGAAGAUAUCAGAAUGAAUUUUCAAUACAUAGAAAGGGAAAUGAAGUAAUUUGGAUAGGGUGGAGAAAUAAAAUCCCAGCACAGUUUUAAUCAUGAACCAUUUUAUACUGUGAAAUAAAGGAGCUGUGAAUAGUUGUGAACUUGGCAUUUAAUUUUUCAAACGUUUUAGCAAAGGGAGUCUUAAUUGUUACUUAUCAGGAGCCUUCCACAUUUUCCUUCUGAAAGCAGUGGUAUCCUUUUUCAAAUGGUCUGUUGAACUCUCACAACCAGCUGGCAUUUCUUAAAAUUUGGUCGAUUCUGGUGGGGUUUUUGAUUAUAAGCGGCGAUUGAAUCGCUGAAGUUAAAAUGAAACUCCAAUGUUUAAGGCUAAUGUUCAGGAAAUCUUUUAAUUUUUCAUUCUACUUUUAAAGAAAAUCUUUUUAACAACUUUGGAAAAGGGAUAUAACAGCUUUGAUAUUAUCCGGAAGUUGUAUCGGGCUUAAAUGAACAGCCAAAAAAAAGGUAUGGCCUUUGUAGGAUUGUGAUCAUCAAGUUCUAAAUUAAGUAAUAUGGAGUAAAUUAUUGAGAAUUGCUAUCUUAUUUAUGUUCCAGAUUUUGUUUACUAUAUGGGGAAAAUUCUCAAUAUGCAUUGCAUGGUCUUGGCUGGAUAAUAUAAUCUUUAAUACCUUCUCGCACUGUUGAUCAUCUGUGUUUUAAUGUGUCAUGUAAAGUGAAGUAUAUCCAGCCUGGACUUUUGCUGGUAAAUUUCAUGUGCCUCGCCAAAACUGUGCUUGUAGAUUUAGAUAUCGAAACAAUAUUGAGGCACUGGAAUACCUUUUAGUAGUUUUAUAAUCCGAAGGGGAAGAAAACCUUAAUUUAUCAUGCACAUAGAUUUGUAUUGUCAAAUGUUGAUCUGUGAGCCACAUGAAGUAUUGUGGGGAAAAGAAGUCAUUUAAAUUUAUGAUCCCAAUCCUACUAUGAAAAUCAGCUCAGUACUUUAAAUUCCAUUUUUUAGAUGUGGGCUCUACUGAUUUGAAGGAUUUUUGUACAGUUCUUUAUAUUGUAUAGAAUUAGCAACUCAAACUUUUACUCCAUUAGGUUUUACUUUUAGAACAUGUAAUCAUGAAAAUGAAUUGAGGAGUCUUUGUAGAUAUGAAUUAGUGGGAAUAAUCACACUACUGUGGGACUUCAGUUAAACCAUGAUCAUAUUGAUGAUGUGAUAGGAAACUUCAGUUGUAGCAUUUGGUAGCUGAAAGUGUUGAAAUGAAAUCAUCCUUCUAUGGCUUUUGAAUACAAAUUUUAAAGAAAUAAAACUUUUUGAUCAUAAAUUGAA